UCAAUAAAUAAACUUCACAAAAGGUAGCGAUCAGUACAGUAGCACAAAACGAAUUGCAAUUUUCCAUUAUUCUUCACUUGCACAAGCACAGCCCCUGCGCUAUUAGGGCUUCCACCGCUGCCGCAAUUCGCCGCUAAAUUCCACCGCCGCAAGCCCUUUUGUAGAAGCGGAAGCCGAAAGUGAAGAAACAACAAUGAAUGCCCCUGAUCGUUACGAGAGAUUCGUCGUUCCCGAGGGUGUCUCCAAGGUGUCGUACGAGAGGGACACAAAGAUCAUCAAUGCAGCCUCGUUCACAGUCGAGCGUGAGGACCACACCAUAGGCAACAUUGUCCGAAUGCAAUUGCAUAGGGAUGAGAACGUGUUGUUUGCUGGCUAUAAGUUGCCCCAUCCUCUUCAGUACAAGAUACUUUUAAGGAUACACACUACAAGCCAGUCGUCGCCCAUGCAGGCAUAUAAUCAAGCAAUCAAUGAUCUGGACAAGGAAUUGGAUCACCUGAAGAAUGAAUUUGAGGUGGCGUUGGCAAGGCACACUGGAAAGCAGCAAACUCAGGACUAUUAAGCUGCACAAUUGUGUGAUAGGUUAUCGGUACACUUUUUAAUCGUAAAAUGUAGAGUUGUUGGAAGAUCUGUACUUGUUUAUUCCAUUUUCGAAUCGAGAAUAUCUGCCAAGGCAUGUGUUGUUAGCGAAUUGCGAUUAGGGUUUAUGCAAACUUUUGAAACCAGUAUGAUGGUAUUAAUGUGGCUUUUGUAGUUCUAUUGCAUCUUUUUUAGG
Messenger RNA from Erythranthe guttata (spotted monkey flower), 772 nucleotides. Its product is annotated as DNA-directed RNA polymerases II, IV and V subunit 11. NCBI's taxonomy places the organism in Eukaryota, Viridiplantae, Streptophyta, Magnoliopsida, Lamiales, Phrymaceae. The record is from RefSeq and is a predicted model, not a curated record. Gene Ontology annotation, biological process: transcription by RNA polymerase II. Gene Ontology annotation, molecular function: DNA binding; protein dimerization activity. Gene Ontology annotation, cellular component: RNA polymerase II, core complex.